Messenger RNA from Parastagonospora nodorum SN15, 273 nucleotides. RefSeq lists its product as hypothetical. The record is from RefSeq and is a predicted model, not a curated record. The transcript has 2 exons. The coding region runs from base 1 to 273 and encodes 90 amino acids. NCBI's taxonomy places the organism in Eukaryota, Fungi, Ascomycota, Dothideomycetes, Pleosporales, Phaeosphaeriaceae.
AUGUUGCAAAUUCGCCUGACGUGGUAUGCCUUCCCUCGCCAGUCUCUGAGCAACUCCCACGAGCGGUCGUCAGACUCGGAGCAGAGGCGUAUAGUGAACUGCUCGCCGUCAUCGAUUUGCUUGCCGAACUACAAACAGUUUGACCAAAAGUCUCUCUGCUCUCCUCACAGCGAUGUUCGAAACGAGGAAAUUAUCGGUGGUAAUCCCGACCGAUUUACGCUUGUCUUCGCGCAACUCGAAGUGCAGCUGGUGUCCGCUGGCAGCUUGCUUUGA